AUGUCCGUCCCCUCACCCACGCCCCAAGCCAGCAAUCCCGUAACGAUGGCCGAGCUAGACCAAGCGUGCGCAACGCUAGGCGUCGAGAUGGCCGACGCCGAGAAAGAGGACUACCGGGCGUUAUUAGGCGGGUUCCACGACGCGGCGGAGGCGCUGAUGGCGCUGCCCGACGUUGUGCCGGCCGUUGACCUCGCGCGCUUUCCGAGAGAGCAUGUCCACCCUCCGGACCCAGAGGCGAAUGCGCAUGGUGCGUGGGCGUGGCGGUGCAGCAUCAAGGACCAGAGCACCGAAAGGAAAAAGCCUGGCCUGCUGGCGGGCAGGACCGUCGUGCUCAAGGACAGUAUCGCAGUCAAAGACGUGCCGAUGGAGCUGGGCACCGAGUUCGUCAAGGGCAUUGUGCCGAACACGGAUGCCACGGUCGUGACCCGGCUGCUGGAAGCCGGCGCCCAUGUUAUUGGGAAGGCCGUGUGCGAGAACCUCUGCCUGAGCGCGACGUCGCACUCGGCGGCGAGCGGCCCGGUCCACAACCCCUUCGCGAGGGGGUACUGUAGCGGGGGCAGCUCGAGCGGCUGCGGAGUGCUGGUGGCGCUGGGAGAGGCGGAUUUGGCCGUCGGGGCGGACCAGGGCGGCAGUGUGCGCAUCCCGGCUUGCAACUGCGGGAUUGUGGGCUUGAAGCCGACGUUUGGGCUGGUGCCUUAUACGGGGUGCGCGAGCAACGAGCCGACAAACGACCACUUGGGCCCUAUGACCCGGACGGUCAUGGACAACGCGCUAAUGCUCCAGGCCAUGGCGGGGACAGACGACAUCGACGACCGCAGCUUCGCCGCGCCACCGCCGUCCCGGAUCCCGCAAUAUGGCGCCAUGCUUUCAGGGCUCAAGGACCCGCGGGACCUCUCGGGCGUUCGGCUCGGCAUCAUCACGGAGGCUCUGACGGGAGCAGCGGUGGACGCGCGGGUGCGAGCGACGGUGCUGCGGGCGAGCUCGCAGCUGGCGGCCCUGGGGGCCACGGUCGAGCACGUCUCGAUACCGCAGUGGGAACAAGGCCGGACGAUCUGGACGGCGGUCAGCAAAGCGGGGGGGUUCCUGACCAAGACGAUCGGGGCGCCAGGGCGGCGCGGGUUCCAGCUGCUGGAGCUGAACGAGCAGCUCUGGCCGCUGGCAGGGCAAGGGCGAGGGGAGCGGUGGGCGCGCGCGUCGGCCGCGACCAAGAACGUCUACGUGAACGGGGCGCACGCCGCGCGCGCCUUCCCGCUCCUGCCGGCCAAGGCCAGCAAUCUGUCGCGCGGGCUGCGGGCCGCCGUCGACGCGGCCCUGGCUGGGCGCGACGCGCUGCUCGCGCCUACGCUGCCCGCCGUGGCGAAGAGACAUUGCGCGCAAGAUGCCCGGCCACUUGACCAGCUGCUGCCACUGCUCGACCUUACGAGCAACACGUGCCAGUUCAACUUGACGGGACAUCCGGCGCUAACGGUGCCGGUGGGGAUGCUGGAGGCGCUUGACGAGGAGGAGGAGGAGGAGGGUGGCGGCGGGGUGCGGCUGCCGGUGGGGCUGCAGGUGGUGGGCAGGUGGUGGGCCGAGGAGACGGUCUAUCGAGUGGGCUACGCGUGGGAGCAGGCGCACGACUGGCGUGGGCAGUGA
Aplosporella prunicola CBS 121167 is the source of this 1635-nucleotide messenger RNA. RefSeq lists its product as uncharacterized. The transcript is spliced from 4 exons. Lineage: Eukaryota; Fungi; Ascomycota; Dothideomycetes; Botryosphaeriales; Aplosporellaceae. The coding region runs from base 1 to 1635 and encodes 544 amino acids. The record is from RefSeq and is a predicted model, not a curated record. Gene Ontology annotation, molecular function: catalytic activity.